This is a messenger RNA of Trematomus bernacchii (emerald rockcod), 3825 nucleotides long. Its product is annotated as serine/threonine-protein kinase tousled-like 1-B. Gene Ontology annotation, molecular function: ATP binding; protein serine/threonine kinase activity. The record is from RefSeq and is a predicted model, not a curated record. NCBI's taxonomy places the organism in Eukaryota, Metazoa, Chordata, Actinopteri, Perciformes, Nototheniidae. Gene Ontology annotation, biological process: chromosome segregation; peptidyl-serine phosphorylation; intracellular signal transduction. The coding region runs from base 362 to 2641 and encodes 759 amino acids. The transcript is spliced from 22 exons. Gene Ontology annotation, cellular component: nucleus.
AAAUGAUCCCAGAUCAGUGUCUGUUCCGAUGUCAUUCCAUCCCCCCCAUCGCGGUACUAGGUGCGCGCCAGCCUCGCGAUAGCCUCGCCUACUAGAAUCAAAGCUCCGCUCGCGAACUGGAUGCUGACAGGCGCGCGGUGCGGUCAUCAUGCAAAGGUUACACUGGAUCCGUUUCAGCGAGUCUCUAAAGAAGCCGCUUCUCCGCAGCACAAUGCGAGGCGGGUAGCAACACAAACUCACGCUCGGACUCACGUUUACUGGCCUGUUUUGGCCACAGCAGGUGUCUAACGAUGGACGCAAGUUUGGGAUUUCCGCAAACGGCAGUGUGUACGCUGGCUCCUCUCGGCGGUAAAGUGGCUUCAUGAGUGUCCAAAGUAACAGUGGAAGUGGUGGUGGAAGUUUGGAGGCGACGCCAUCUUGGUCGCAGCUCUCCUCGUCCCCAACGAUUUCUCAACAACCUAUAACGGCGACGGCAAAGAGCAAGGAAGCCCCAAUGGAGGAGCUGCACAGCCUGGACCCCAGGAGGCAGGAGCUGCUGGAGGCCAGGUUCACAGGAGCCGUCAGUGGCAACACCGGAGGCAGCACCGGGAGCACCAGCGGGGGUGCUAAGGGCCUGGCCAAUGAGUCCUCCAACCACAGCUAUGGCAGCCUGGGCUCCUCCAGUGACAAGGAGUCGGAGAGCUCUGAUUUGAAAAGAGGGAGCUCCCCUGCCUACUCAACCCCGGAGAAGAAGCACUCGGAAUCGUCCAGGGGGAGGAAAAGGAAAGCGGACACCUUUUCAGAGAGUAGUCAAGGGAAGACGUCCACACGUGGGCCCAAGAUCAGCGACUACUUUGAUUUUCAGGGUGGAAAUGGUUCCAGUCCUGUCAGAGGCCUCCCAUCAGCCCGCCGCUCUCCACAGAACUCACACUCUGCCCCGGGCUCACUCGUCCGGCAGAAUAGCUCUUCUCCUACAAGUCUGUGUUUUGUGGAACAGAAUAAAGCUUCCUCUACCAAGUGUGUCCAGACGGACUUAACGGGCCUGAAACUCGCUGCUCUGGAGAGCAACAAGAGUCUGGACCUGGAAAAGAAAGAGGGGCGGAUAGAUGACCUUCUCAGGGCUAACUGUGACCUGCGGAGACAGAUAGACGAACAGCAAAAACUCUUGGAGAAAUACAAGGAGAGGCUCAACAAGUGCAUCACCAUGAGCAAGAAACUGCUGAUAGAGAAGAGCACCCAGGAGAAGCAGUCGUGUCGUGAGAAGAGCAUGCAGGACCGACUCCGUCUCGGCCACUUCACCACCGUCAGACACGGAGCGUCCUACACGGAGCAGUGGACGGACGGAUACGCAUUCCAGAACCUGAUCAAGCAGCAGGAGGGCAUCAACCAGCAGCGGGAGGACAUCGAGCGCCAGAGGAAGCUGCUGGUCAAGAGGAAGCCUCCAAACCCCGCCUCCCCCUCGCUCUCCGUGGCCUCCACCUCUGAACCCAAGCAGCGCAAAACUAAGGUGGUCAACGGCAACGACUCCGACCCCUUCCUCAAGCCCUCCUUGCCCCAGCUACUGACCCUCGCUGAGUACCACGAGCAGGAAGAGAUCUUCAAGCUUCGCCUUGGACAUCUAAAGAAGGAGGAGGCUGAGAUCCAGGCGGAGCUGGAGCGCUUGGAGCGGGUGAGGAACCUCCACAUCAGAGAGCUGAAGAGGAUCAACAACGAGGACAGCUCGGCGUUUAAAGACCAUCCCACCCUGAACGAGAGGUACCUGCUGCUGCACUUGCUGGGCAGGGGCGGCUUCAGUGAAGUCUACAAGGCUUUUGACCUGUUUGAGCAGCGCUACGCAGCUGUUAAAAUCCACCAGCUCAACAAGAACUGGAGGGAGGAGAAGAAGGAGAACUACCACAAGCAUGCAUGCAGGGAGUACCGGAUACACAAGCAGCUGGACCAUCCUAGGAUAGUCAAACUCUACGACUAUUUCUCCCUGGAUACUGACACGUUCUGUACAGUUCUGGAGUUCUGUGAAGGCAACGACCUGGACUUCUACCUGAAGCAGAACAAGCUGAUGUCGGAGAAGGAGGCCCGCUCCAUCGUCAUGCAGAUCGUGAGCGCCCUGCGCUACCUCAACGAAAUCAAACCCCCCAUCAUCCACUACGACCUCAAACCUGGUAACAUCUUAUUGGUGGAUGGCACUGCGUGUGGAGAAAUCAAAAUCACAGACUUUGGCCUGUCUAAGAUCAUGGACGAUGAUAACUACGGCGUGGACGGGAUGGACCUCACAUCACAGGGAGCAGGCACCUACUGGUAUCUUCCUCCAGAGUGUUUUGUGGUGGGGAAGGAGCCCCCUAAAAUCUCCAACAAGGUGGACGUCUGGUCUGUGGGAGUGAUCUUCUUCCAGUGCCUCUACGGACGCAAGCCGUUUGGUCACAACCAGUCCCAGCAGGACAUCCUCCAGGAGAACACCAUCCUCAAAGCCACCGAGGUCCAGUUCCCCGCUAAACCCCAGGCUACCACAGAGGCCAAGGCGUUUAUCCGCCGCUGUCUGGCCUACCGUAAGGAGGACCGCUUCGACGUCCACCAGCUGUGCUCAGACUCCUACCUCCUCCCACACAUGAGACGCUCCACCUCCUCUGGCACCCUGCAGCCCUCCUCAUCCCUCGCCACCUACUGACUGUCACAUGACUAACUCUGGCCUAUCACAGGGCAGGAAUCUAUCUUUUUUGUUCGUUUACCUGAGCUGUUUCCAAAUGGAUGAAUAAAUAAGCAACAGAAAUGGACAAAAGUAAGAGAGAAGGAUGCUCCGUUUGCAUAUGUCCUUGAACUCAACGUGUGAGGUAAGAAGAGGGGCUCGGCUUUGUUUGGAGCCACGAUGAUGGAUUCUUUAUGGACUUUAAUAAAUAACCCCGUAAGAGACAUUUCAGAACCUAUAGGAGCUCAUUGAUGCCCUUUCCAUGCCGCUGUUCCAGAUGUUCUCUCGUCACUGAUUGGACGUUGGCUUUGAGCAGCGGGUAGCAGAAGACAGGGCUGAAGAGGUGCACGUUUCCAUCAAAUACAAGCUCAGAUGAACACUGCAAUCCAUCUUUCCGAGGCACAGAAUGACUCAUAAAUGGCAAUUACUUCUACCCUUAUAGUCCCUCUGCACUUAAAAGUGAUGUUACCUUGAUGGGACUUGAGAAAAAUUGAGAAAAAAGUUCCAGAUUAAACUUCUGGUGUUUAUUUGCACUUCCGAUUCAGAUCACGGUGAUCUGGUGUCAACACAUUUGGCAUGAAGUACUUCAGCGUGGGCUCCAUCAGUUCUACUUUUUUUUCAGAUCUACUGCCAAGUUUACAGGAAGUGGAUCUGAGCAUCUGUCUUAAUCCAUUUUUGUUGUUCAGAUGAGAUGUUUUUGAAACCGCUGACCCGAGGGACUGGAUCAGCCGUUACUGCUGAACACUCGGUGACACUCAGCGUGCAUUUCAUGUGCUGGAGACAUUACUCAUUAGCAAAUACAUAAAACUGAGGCUUCUCUGUUGCUUCCCUGCGUCUCACUGCGUUUAUUUCCCAAAAGCUGUUCUCAGUUUGCUGCUAUUAAUGUUGCUUUUUUUUGUUUUGAAUUGUGUGAAUGCCUCGCAUAUGUGCAUACUUGAACUGAACACUGCAGACACCCUGCUGUGCUAUUUGGUGCGGGGGUGCAACACAUUUGCAACACAUUUGCAACCAACAUGUCCACAUUUGUUUUUGGAGCAGUAUGCUGCAUAGCGAGGGACGGUCAUGCCAGAAGAAGAAGAAGCUCUGGGCUGUUGCGGCGUGGUUUACUCAGAAUAGAGAGAAUAUAUCCAAAUGUUGUCGUCCUGUAAAUAAAACACUUACCUGUU